AUGAGGACUCCAUCUCCCAGGCCGAGUCAUGCCGAACAGCAACGCAAGAAGAUGCUUCUUUCCAGCCGUGCCAGUCCCCCAAAACCAUUGAGGUUUGGCGGACCAGAUCGAUAUCUCUCUAUCAGACAGUUCCUUCCUUCCACCCCGAUCCCCUCACCGUCUCUCCCGUCCAUCCUCCCGCGUCACGGCAAGAAACCGCCAAAGCUCAACUCACGGAAGAUCGUCCGCAGCCUGUUCUGGCUUGCCUUCAUCAUCGGCGUCUACUAUGUCGUCUCUUUCGGCCGGAGGAAAUCCCACAAGCUCACCGAGCUGACCUUUCUAACCUCGCUGGGCAAGAUCUAUGAGAUCGUCGAAGCCUCAGAGCUGCCUGAGCAUCCAACCCCACUGGCUCUGACCGAUGCGAAGGGGAAGCACCACUGGACCAUAUCCAUCCCCCAAGACCUCCCUUUCCCCCUUCCCUACACGGAUUAUGCAGACGUCUGCUCGCAAGUUGACGAGGUGGCCCGCCACGUCGCAGGCCCUCGCCAGAAAUCCCAGCAAAAGGACUACUACCAGGAAGAUCCCAACUUCAUUGACGUCCAAGAAGCGCAGAUGCAGCACUUCCUCCCUACUGAGUCCCAGCCGCCGCCUCACGGGAACGAACCCAAUAUGCCGGUCUGCGAGAGAUCCCUGACAUACGUCCUCGAUGCCGCCGACGCGGGCCUUGGGUCCAGCUUACUCGGCUUGUGGCUUUCUUACGGCCUGGCUCGUCGUGAAGAUCGCGCCUUCUUCAUCGACGACACCCAUUUCCCCUACGGCAGAUACAGCACAUUCUUCGCCUCGAAGCCUUCCCCACCUUGCCGCCUACCUAGCCCUUCGCAUCGUGUACCAUGUCCACAUCAGGCGAAACACCUCGUCGUGUCUGCUGCCACGACAGGUUGGGUCUUUGGGGAGGCUUUCCACGACCAUUUCUCUCAGAGGGACAUCUUUGAUAUGGCGAGGGAAGGGUACGAGGCACUCUUCAAGCUUCGACCUCAAGACGAACAAUAUGUCCUUAAUCGUGUAGAAAAACUGCGGAAGGACAUCGACCCGACCACCAUCCCCCCUCCCAUCCCCGACGAGGACCGCUUCGAUGACGACGACAUGUAUGACGCACCGCCAGAGAACGGUCUGGUUGGAAUCCACAUUCGGCGCGGCGACCGGCAUCCUUUCAGCCUGACGUACUCGCAAAAUUACCUGCCUCCUGAAAUGUACAUGGCCACCGCCUUGAAGCUGGUAGGCAAAUCUUCUCAAUGGAAAUUCCUUGUUGCCUCGGAUGAUGCCGACAUGUACGACCACAUUGAUCUGCCCAACACGCUGCGGGCGCAAGAACGAAUCUCCCUCGCGUCCAAGAAGAAGUUGGCCAGCAUGGGCCAAGGUGGUGGACUGGGUUGGGAAGGCGGGUUCUUCAGGGAUGUCUUCUGGGGGUUGGGUUUGCCGGAGGACGUGAAGGAGCGGAAAAAAUGGGGCAGCCCGAUGCCUAUGAAGGCCAAGCACAGGUUUGGCGAGAAAGACGACGACGGCAGGGAGAAACGAGUCCAUCAUCACGACGUCAAGCAAUCGAGUGGGCUGCGGACAGAUGAAGGCGAUGAUGAUGCCGACGACGUGGCCCUUUUGGAGCGUGAUUAUCGUACACAUCCCACCGCAGAAGCGCUUCAGCUGAGAGAAUUACUCGGUCGAGCGUACCUGUUGGAUUUGGCCAUGCUGGCCCAAAGCGAUAAAGUGGUUUGCGGUGUGUCGGCUAAUGCAUGUCGGAUCCUGGCCGUGAUGCUAGGAUGGGAAAGAAGUUUCGAACGGAAAGACUGGAAUAAUGUGGACGGAGGUUAUCAGUGGAGAGUCCUGGAUUAUUGA
Fonsecaea multimorphosa CBS 102226 is the source of this 1869-nucleotide messenger RNA. RefSeq lists its product as uncharacterized. The transcript has a single exon. Gene Ontology annotation, biological process: protein N-linked glycosylation. Gene Ontology annotation, molecular function: alpha-(1->6)-fucosyltransferase activity. The coding region runs from base 1 to 1869 and encodes 622 amino acids. The record is from RefSeq and is a predicted model, not a curated record. Lineage: Eukaryota; Fungi; Ascomycota; Eurotiomycetes; Chaetothyriales; Herpotrichiellaceae.